Molecule: messenger RNA, 3339 nt
Organism: Poecilia reticulata (guppy)
Lineage: Eukaryota; Metazoa; Chordata; Actinopteri; Cyprinodontiformes; Poeciliidae
Source: RefSeq, a predicted model, not a curated record
UUAUUACGGUAACACUGGGAGUGACGCUGUGCCUUAGCGACACAAUGAAGUAGCGGUGUAAAUAACGCCUGCAGAUGAAACAGCAUUAUUUAGUUUCUUGUAGAAUUAGAAAUUGCUGAAUUUAAAUGGUUGUGGUGUUUCGGUUCCGACUCGUUAAGCGGUGAACAUCUUUGAAGUAACUCGCUAAAUUGUUUAGUGGUUGCUUAGUGAGACUGAAACCUCUCAGCUAGCUAACCUCCUUCAGCCUUGCACUGUAGUAGUAUAUUACAGCUAUCAGCAAGUCUGCGCCAUGGAGUUUCCUUUUGACAUUAAUCAGUUAUUCUCUGAGAGGAUCUCCAUUCUGGACCAGAAUCUUAUUGCAAGUCGCCAAUCUAAAGAAAAGCCAGAUCUUCGGGUCAAAAUUGCAACAGUUCUUGAUGAACUUGGGAAAGCCUCAGCAAAGGCACAAGACCUCCCAGCUCCUAUAACAAGUGCUUCCAAACUGCAGUUCCAGAAGCAUCAGCUGUACCUGAUGAAGGAUGGAGAGAGCAGCCGAGGACGAGGUGUGGUUGUAGGAUUUCUGAAGGUUGGCUACAAGAAAUUAUUUCUGCUUGAUCGAAAUGGUGUGCACAUCGAAGUAGAGCCACUCUGUGUUUUGGAUUUCUACAUUGCAGAGAACUUACAGCGACAUGGCUAUGGGCUAGAACUAUUCAAUUUUAUGUUACAGCAUCAGAACGUGGAGCCAGUGUUGUUGGCAUAUGACAGACCUUCCACCAAAUUGCUGGCAUUCCUGGCUAGGCAUUACAAUCUGAGGCAGAGCGUUCCUCAGGUCAAUAACUUUGUUGCCUUUGAGGACUUCUUCCACAAAAGAGCAGUGUCCCAGUUGAGAAGAGUAAAAAAGUCUGAUGGAGAUAUUAAGCCUUAUUCUUUAAUGGAAAGAGAAGCGGUACGCCAAGAGCAGAGGACACUUCCUUGGCCAUUUGCUGCUCCUCUGUCCCCUCACCGCUCAGUAUCUUCACAGUGCUCCCAGUCUCCCAGUGCAGGCUCCUCUCCCAGGAGAGUGCUUCCAUGUGUCACACAUCCAGCGUUUGCUGGAGACAGCAGGGAGCAGAGCCCACAUUCACCUCUGAUGGACUGCUGCAGGACAAGACGUAGCAAUAGCGAAAAGGGUUUAGUUGCCAGAUCCAGUUUGUACAGUCGACACAUGGACAUCAGACAUGCUGGACUGUUGGACAGAAACUCAGGUCGGACAUCAAUGGGAGAUGAGACAUGUGCACUAGGCUGGAAAAAUGGACACAGAGCCCAGCCUGGCCUGGCAGCCCUGCUUGGACCUCAGAGUGAUGAUGUUUACAGCCUGACUACCACAGAUGGCACAAAGAAGCACCUGGAUUCAGCCACUGAGGCCCAUGCAACUUCAGAGGAGACCAAAAUGUUGGACAAUAAACAGAGCUCACCUGAAGGCAACCGCAAACCUCUGGAGAAAGAUAAUACCUACCUGCCCAUGACCAGUCAGCCAGACUGGUCACGGGCAGUGGGAGGAAACUACUCCACUGCGCAGUGGGUCAAGCAGAAUCAGGUUUACAGAAGCACCCGCCCUUGGUGAUCAGGAGCAUCUAACAUGGAUGACCAAGAUAAACACAGUAGCCACACAUGGAUUAGCCGGACUGAGAUAUUAAAUCAAGCAGAAUGUUCCAAAUCAAUGUUUCUGAGUUUGUUGUUGACUGUGGAGUGCAGUUCUGAAUCUGUGAUAACUGAAAAGUCACAUUUCCAUGAUACUGUACUGUAACAGUUUUACUUUACAUUCAGUUUCAGUGAAGCCAAAAUACUUGAGUCAUUUGUUGUUAUUGGAAUGCCACAGUUUCCAGUAACCUGACAUCGAGAGGAAAAAUCCACUAAAUCCACUGGUCAGUCUGGUGCCACGUUAGGGCUCCAUGGUAGCACACUUAGUAGCCCUGUUGUUUAGCAGCAAGAAAGUCCUCAGUUCAAAUCCCUGCGGUUCUUUCUGCAUGGACUUUGCAUGUUCUCCUCUUACAUGUGUGAGUUCUCUCCGGGUACCCCAGCUUCCUCUCACAGUUCGCAAACAGGACCAGAAUGCUGGAAUAGAAAACUCUUUAUUGAAUUCGUGUGUACCAGCAGCAAGCUAAAGGUAAGUAGAAGUGUGCCAAUUCAAACUAAGGCUAGAAAGUUAUAAUUUUUUCUUAUUAAUUUAUGAAUUACACGAACUGCUGCUUCUAAAUUCUCCUUAAUUGUGAAUUUGUGCGUGUAUGAUUAUAUGCCUGUGAUGUGGUCAGAGUAGCACCAGUCUGUCAGAUUGCCCAGGGCAGCUGUGGCUACUAUGUAGCUAACCAUCAUCAGUGUGUGAAUGUGUGUAUUAAUUGGUGAAUGACUGACUCCAGUGUGAAGUCCUUUGGAAUUAUCAGACUUUACCAUUUACCUCGCCUAAUGCCCAGUGACCCAUAGGUGUAAAUCCCGGGGGGAGGGGGUCCUGACCAUAGACAUCAAUACGUAGACCCCUCAUGGAGCGCUGAGUCGAACGUAAAAGCGUCCGCCAUCAUCUAUGUGGCAGCAGGGCGAUCGGAGCUCCUUAAGUUCUGUGCUAUGUGGACUUAUUUCAACCGUUUUACGAAACAAACUGGAAUCAUUAGGAUUACCUUCCCCAGGUAAGGAUGAAAGAUCAGAAUUACUUGACUUUGCAGCCAGAAAUUCGCUUCUAAACAACCGGAAAAUAUUUCCUAUGAGGUAGGAUCUACGCCCUUGCCCUGACCUCUGGAUGGUACCUCAUCAGCUACUGUUAAAGUAAACAGCUUUCUCCAAUGCUUUGGAGUCAAUGAGUCAGGUAUAGUUGGCAAGUCAUUAAUGGGGUUAUUAGUGUGGAUUUGUUUCCCAGUUCUUUACGUUAUUCAAAACCACAAUAUUUGCAUUGUUAGGUUUAUUCAGUUGGUGGAUUAUUUGUAAAUAACUAACAAAAAGUUGUCAUGUUGAUACAAGUGGUAACCAUCUUACCAUCUUAACAAAAUCUGCUGAAGGAUAAAAAAUUAACCCUUUAACUGCACUGUUCCAGUAAAGAUUGAGGAAGAGUCUGAUGAUGAUAAUGAACCAAGCCAAACCUGUAUCUAUCGGCAACACGUCAUCAUGACAACCAUCCUUUGUGUUCUGGGUGAACUCACCCUGUAACUUGACUUUCUGAGUAUGAGGAACUGCUGCUUAUCUCCUGUCAACAUCUGGGUGUUUAUACUUGCAGCACUCUGCUGAUGCAUUUCUUUAUGUUGACUCAUUCUGCUGGGGUUGUUGAACUUCUGACCUGUCCAAACAAAUUUUUUUUAAAAUAAAAGCCACUACGAUGCACAUUAGCAUACGUCA